UUCUUAUCAUCAUCGUCAUCAGUAUCCUGGUGCGCCGCUUUCCUUCGAAGACUCAACUCUCAACUAUCAAGCUCAAGCCGGACGAAAUGAAGCCAUUGUCGCAGGACGCCGAUACAGUAACUAUUUCUGAGUUCUGACUCUCUCUCUCUCUCUCUCUCUCUCUCUCUCUCUCUCUCCGGCCUUCUUCUUCAAGCUCAAGCCGCUGCCGGCCGGCCUCCUUCUUCAAGGUCAAGGCGAUGCCGUUCUCAGCCUCUCCAAGUUAGGUCUAUGUAAAACAAUGAAGAUACAAAGUGGGAAAAUGGUGAUGAAUAUCUAUCUGCAGAAACAAAAAUUCCCAACUUCUUUGAUGCGUUUCCCUUUAUGGAAUCUUCAUCUUCUCCAAAGAUUCUCCCUUUGGUCAAUGAAAAAAGAUCCAGAUCUUGAAGCAGCCUUAACAAGAAACCAUAGAUGGAUCAUAAACAACCAGAUUAAAAACAUAAUCUUGCGAUGUCCAGAUCAUGUAGCAUCAGUUAAUUACCUCCAAAAAAAGUUCAAAACUCUUGAUCUUCAAGGAAAAGCCAUGAAUUGGCUUAAGAAAUACCCCUGUUGCUUUGAAGUAUACUUUGAAAACGAUGAAUACCAUUGUCAACUUACUAAAAAGAUGCUUUCUUUAAUAGAAGAAGAAGAAUUUAUAAAAGAUAUGCAAGAAUCUGUAGUCGUUGAAAGAUUAGCAAAGUUGUUAAUGAUGAUUUGUAAUCAUAGACUCAAUGUCUCAAAGUUAAACGAGUUCAAAAGAAAUUUAGGGUUACCAGAUGAUUAUCUAAUAAGAAUCAUACCAAAACAUCUUGAUAUGUUUCGUAUAGUCAAUUAUAGUGGAAGAAAAACAUCCAUGGAAAUCGAACUCAUGAAAUGGAAUCCAGAGUUGGCUGUUUCCUUUGUUGAGAAAACAGCUCAAGAAAAUGGUUGGAAUCCGUCAUUCCAAUGUUCAUUACCUUUAUCUUGGGUGAAAUCAUGGGAAAGAUUUAACGAAUUCAAUUCCUCUCCUUACAUUUCACCUUAUGUGAAAGGAGAGUUUGAAAACGACAAGAGAAUAAUUGGUGUGAUUCAUGAGUUUUUGUCACUUACAUUAUGGAAGAAAGCAUCGAUUAUGAAGUUAGGUCAUUUGAAGAGGGAGUUGUGUUUACCUGAGAAGUUAAAUGUUUUGCUUUUAAAGCAUCCGGGAAUAUUCUAUGUUUCAAAUAAGUAUCAAAUUUAUACGGUUGUGCUUAGAGAAGGGUAUAAAGGGUCAGAACUUAUCCACAAAGAUCCGCUAGUUGUUGUGAAGGAUAAAUUUGGGGAAUUGAUGCAAGAGGGAGUUCAUGAGUAUAAUAGGAGACACCAUUUGUUGAAUUUAGAAAAAAAGAGAAAGAAAGGAAUGAAUAUGAUAGAAACAAAAGUAGGGAAGAAGAAGGACUCUGUUGAUGCUCAUGAACUUUCUGAUGAAGAUGGUGAUCUUGGUGGCAUAUUUGAUCCUGAGGAAAGGAAACGUUUUUAUAAAGUUCUGUUUGAAGACAAGGCUCCAUGAUUUUCUAUAUGAAGAUAUGUUGUCAAUGCUCAUAUAUAAAAUUUUCUAUGUAAAGGUAUCUUAUUUGAAUUGAAUUGUUAGAGGAGAGUAGUGGUUAAUACUUACCUUCGUGUUAGUUUA
Molecule: messenger RNA, 1663 nt
Organism: Lactuca sativa (garden lettuce)
Lineage: Eukaryota; Viridiplantae; Streptophyta; Magnoliopsida; Asterales; Asteraceae
Product: Ubiquitin carboxyl-terminal hydrolase family protein
Molecular function (GO): RNA binding
Source: RefSeq, a predicted model, not a curated record